AUGGAGUCAGGAAACCGGACGUCCAGCCCUGUCUUCAUCCUGCUGGGCAUCUUCAACCACAGCCCCACCCACACCUUCCUCUUCGCUCUGGUCCUGGGCAUCUUCACAGUGGCCAUCAUGGGGAACUCCACCAUGGUGCUCCUCAUCCACCUGGACGCCCAGCUGCACACCCCCAUGUACUUCCUCCUCAGCCAGCUCUCCCUCAUGGACCUCAUGCUCAUCUGCACCACCGUCCCCAGGAUGGCCUUCAACUACCUGACUGGCAGGAACUCCAUCUCACUAGCAGGCUGUGGAGCCCAGAUAUUCUUCUAUGUGUCCCUGCUGGGAGCCGAGUGCUUCCUGUUGGCUGUCAUGGCCUAUGACCGCUAUGUGGCCAUUUGCUAUCCCCUUCGGUACACCAUCCUCAUGAGUCAGAAACUCUGUGUACUCCUGGCGGUGGCUUCCUGGAUCUUGGGGUCUCUUGAUGGCAUCAUUGUGCUGGCAGCUGCCCUGUCAUUCUCUUACUGUGGCUCUCUGGAAAUACAUCACUUUUUCUGUGACGUGGCUGGCCUCUUGCCUCUCUCCUGCACAGACACGUCUGCAUUUGAAAGGCUGCUCUUCGUCUGUUGUGUGGUGAUGCUCAUCCUGCCAGUUUCAGUUAUUGUCACGUCCUACUCCCGUGUCCUCCUAGCUGUCCUCCACAUGGGCUCUGGAGAAAGCCACCGCAAAGCCUUCGCCACCUGCUCCUCCCACCUCAUGGUGGUGGGACUCUACUACGGGGCUGCCAUGUUCAUGUACAUGAGACCAGCCUCCACCCACACAGCAGAGCAGGACAAGAUGGUGUCGGCCUUCUACACCAUCCUCACCCCCAUGCUGAACCCCCUCAUCUACAGCCUGCGCAACAGGGAGGUGUCCAGGGGGCUCAGGAAGUUCCUGAGGAGAGGAAGGUUACUGUGA
Marmota monax (woodchuck) is the source of this 936-nucleotide messenger RNA. RefSeq names its product olfactory receptor 2M4-like. The transcript has a single exon. Gene Ontology annotation, cellular component: membrane. Lineage: Eukaryota; Metazoa; Chordata; Mammalia; Rodentia; Sciuridae. The record is from RefSeq and is a predicted model, not a curated record. Gene Ontology annotation, molecular function: olfactory receptor activity; G protein-coupled receptor activity. Bases 1 to 936 code for a protein of 311 amino acids. Gene Ontology annotation, biological process: G protein-coupled receptor signaling pathway.